Messenger RNA from Maylandia zebra (zebra mbuna), 3948 nucleotides. RefSeq names its product opsin 4a (melanopsin) (gene opn4a). NCBI's taxonomy places the organism in Eukaryota, Metazoa, Chordata, Actinopteri, Cichliformes, Cichlidae. Gene Ontology annotation, molecular function: G protein-coupled receptor activity. The record is from RefSeq and is a predicted model, not a curated record. Gene Ontology annotation, cellular component: membrane. Gene Ontology annotation, biological process: G protein-coupled receptor signaling pathway; visual perception.
UCUGAGCGUCUCCCUGACACGAUGUGAACGUCUGUGGAGCUUUCUGUGUUGGCAGCUGCCUGGAGAAACGUGGAAGUGCGUGGACGCUGAAGCAGAAGAUCUCCUCUCGGCUCUGGGCGUUCGAAGCUUAGAGCUCAGCUCGUCCAGCUUCUUCGUGCUUCCAGGUACAGAGAGUCCGCGAGCGGAGCAGAGAGCAGUUCAGAGCAUGCGCUCGGCGCGGCAGAGCAUCAUCUCCUGCAGCGACCGUGAGGCGAACUGUACGGCCGCGCGCCACCCGGACACCCUGAAGCUGUCAGGAUCCUCCGCGUGGAGCUCCAACGACUCGGCCGUUGACGCGCUCCAGCUCAAGGAGCUCCAACUGCCGGCUGCGGCCGCUACGACCGUGGCGAUGGUGCCCGAGGCGCCACGCCCAUUCCCCACCGUGGAUGUGCCCGACCACGCCCACUACACCAUUGGCUCCGUGAUUCUCACCAUCGGCAUCACGGGCAUGAUUGGGAACUUCCUGGUCAUCUACGCCUUCAGCAGGAGUCGCAGCCUGCGCACGCCGCCCAACAUGUUCAUCAUUAAUUUGGCCAUCACUGACCUCCUGAUGUGCAUCACCCAGUCACCCAUCUUCUUCACCACCAGCAUGCACAAGAGGUGGAUCUUUGGAGAGAAAGGCUGCGAGCUGUAUGCUUUCUGUGGCGCUCUGUUUGGGAUCUGCUCCAUGAUCACGAUGACGGUGAUCGCUAUCGACCGUUACUUCGUCAUCACGAGGCCUCUCACAUCCAUUGGAGUGCUGUCUCGGAAGCGGGCCCUCCUCAUCCUCGUGGCGGCCUGGGCCUACUCGCUGGGCUGGAGCCUGCCGCCGUUCUUCGGCUGGAGCGCCUACGUCCCUGAGGGCCUGAUGACCUCCUGUACAUGGGACUACAUGACCUUCACGCCGUCUGUGAGAGCCUACACCAUGCUGCUCUUCAUCUUCGUUUUCUUCCUGCCUCUCUUCAUCAUCAUCUACUGCUACAUCUUCAUCUUCCGCGCCAUCCGCACCACCAACCAGGCAGUGGGGAAGAUUAACGGCAGUGUUCACAGUCACGGCAGCACUCGUGAUUCCAUGAAGAGUUUCCAUCGGCUGCAGAACGAGUGGAAGAUGGCGAAGAUCGCGCUCAUCGUCAUCCUGCUCUACGUCAUCUCCUGGUCGCCGUACUCCACCGUGGCCCUCACCGCCUUCGCCGGGUACGCAGACAUGUUGACACCCUACAUGAACUCUGUCCCCGCCAUCAUCGCCAAGGCCUCGGCCAUCCACAACCCCAUCAUCUACGCCAUCACACACCCAAAAUACAGGAUAGCGUUGGCCAAGUACAUCCCAUGUCUUGGCGUGCUGCUCUGCGUCCGUCCUCGUGACAUCCGCUCGACCAGCAGCAGCUUCGUGUCGACGCGCCGCUCUACUGUGACCAGCCAGACCUCUGGCAUCAGCAGCCAGUUCAGGCGGCAGAGCACUUUCAAGUCCCGCCUCUCCUCUGCCUCUGACAGCGAAUCGGGUCUGACAGACACCGAGGCUGACCUGUCCAGUCUGGGAUCCAGACCGGCCAGCCGUCAGGUCUCCUGUGACAUCAGCAGAGACACCGCCGAGCUGCCCGACUUCAAACCCUCAUCCAGCUUCAAGUCCAAGCUGAAGAGCCACGACUCGGGCAUCUUUGAAAAGACGUCCUGUGACACUAAGCUUCCCACGGCAGGAGCAGGUGAACGCAGCAGCAGUUCAAAUAACGGUGAUUUUACAGAUGGUGCAAGAGGCGCACUCUGUCGAAUCCCGAGUAUCGUCAUCACCUCCGAGUCCAGCCCUUUCCUUUCCACGGGACGAAGUGGUUCCCGCACAUCUCGAUCGAAGGCGACCAACAGCAGCGGCGGUGGAGGUGCAGAGGCGGGUUCGGCGUAGAGCUCCACCCCCCUCUCCUGUUUAAACACCUGCAGCCAUGUGACCACCUAAGGUCCAGGCAGAUAUUUGGGACUGUGCAGUUCAGAAAAAGCCAUCAGAACUCAUCAGAUUGUAAAUCUGCAGGUCGUUUAUAGAUUUUACCCGAUUUGUACCGAUAUGGAUGGAGACAAAUUCCAAACCCAACCUGGAGCUGUUUUACCAACGAACAAAACAGUUUACUUAAAGAGCAGCUUACCUGAAACAAGGUGUAUCCUCUCACUCUGUUUGGUUGUUUUGAGUGAAGGGAAAGCAGCUGCUGUGAGUUGAAAUGUUACAGAAUUCAUAUUUUGCAUUGAGUUGCUCUUUAAAGAGCUCCUGAAAGCUGAGAGCAGGUCUGAUCUUUGAUUACACUGCAGCCACACGGACUCUGAGGGUGGAAAUGUUCAGUCAGACUGAUGAAAAUGCCUCUUUAGCCAAGGUCUCCUGUGACAGGUGAGGGUCCCUUUAGAGGUUUUCUGGUGUCUGAGAGGACUUUGAGCUGAGGGAGGAGAUUCUUCAUUCUGUGAUUCCUCAGUAAACCGUGUGCUUUCCUGCCCUUGGUCUUCUUAUGUUUCUGCUUUGCAUGUGGAUUUCCAUCUCAGACCUCAAUGUGAUGCCACCGGAGCAAAUCAUAAAGGUUAAAUCAUGAAGAUGGUUAUGUGCAUCCCAUCUAACCAAAACUAACUAUAAAUUCAAGAAAUCACUGACUCAGUGCCAAUAAGAACAUCUCAGGACAUCGAUCUUAUACCCACAGUGAUUACCGAUCGCUGUGGAUGUGGCUCUGCACCAAGCAGUUUUUCUGCUCAUUUCCAACUUUAAAGUAUUUUUUAAAUCUUUUUUGUCAUUAUGAACAGUUUAGAAAAACAAAACCUUUGUAUCGGCCUUUAAAGCUGCCCCUCUGUUCAUCUUCUAUCUGAAAUGAGCCAUUUUAGCUCCUGUCUCUUUAAGAACACCCCCACCCCCAUAAACCCACUGUUUCCUGAUUGGUCAGCUUCCAGAAACCUAAUAAGGGGCAGUAAAAAGAACAGCCAUCCAAACCUUCUUUAAGAAUAAAAAACAUAAAGCUGCUUUUCUUGCCCACAACGUUUUUGGCCUGCAUAGUUGUGACUUCUUGAACCACAGCAGUAGGAGAGCUGAAACGAUGCUCAUUUAUUUGUUGUGUAACCAACACUGAUAUGUUCUAAACUGAGGGGUGUAACUACGAAGAAGAUUAUUGGGUUAGUGAACUGUGUAGAGCUUAAAGUCAUAAUUUUCCAUGUCACCAAUGUGGCCCUUAUUUUACAAGCUAAAUCACCAUGGCAACUGAUGCUGAACACAUCACCUGGCCAGGAGCAGGUUAUGUUUGAAUUUUCAGUUUAAAAUUGUCUGGAAGCGCCAAGUUGUCAACGAUUCUUUUAUUUCUGGCAUGUUUUCAGUGUGAUAUAGAUUCUAUAUCUACUUACAAAGAGCGCUGAAUGAAGCAAAAAGUAAUGUUGCUGUAAUGUUGUGCUUAGAAGUAAACAGCAGCAUUGAGCGCGCUCAGACACAAAAUCUUUCACUGCAAUUCAAAUCUCUGUGACACAAAUCACCAGAUUAAUCAGUUUCUCCAAUAAUCUUCAGAUUAUUUAGCUGUUAUAUUUUAUGUUCUUUGUAAACAUUUAAUUUCUUUUUAAUAAUAUUUUACUUACUAUUUUAUCAUCCUCACUUUAUAACAUCUCUAAAUGGAGCGGGUGGCGCUCACGGGGAUCAUUUUGUGAAGAAAAAAAAGAGUCACAUGAUGCACGAAUCGUCUUUCUUCAGUUGAUAACCUGUCAUCUCUGUUAUCUCUGGGGCUUUGCUGAUCCAGCUAAGACAAAGAAAGCCUGGAUAUGUAGCUUUCCUUCGUAGUACACCCUUCAGGGUUAGUUCACGUUCAACAACCAUAUCUAAACCAGGAAUAACAAACCAAAAAGUCAACUGCUGUGUUUUAGCUGUAAAUUCUAGUUUAGUAUUUAGUAUUUAUUAUUUAUUUAUUUAUUGUCAUUGUCAAGAACAAUGAA